AUGGAAUUGGGAGCAAUACUAUCUAUCGUUCAAACACUUAUUUCUGUACUCCAAUGUUCAGAGCUGAAAGAGAUUUGUUUAAUCCUGGGAUACAAAUCUGAACUCGAUGAUCUCCAACACACCAUCUCUACUAUCAGAGCUGUGCUUCGUGAUGCAGAGGCCAUGCAAGAGCUGUCUGAUGAGAAGCAGCAUCUCAAGGGAGGGGAAGCCUCCAAGAAAGCUUGCCUCUUCUUUUCUCGAUUCAAUCCUCUUGUGGUUGCUUACAAUUUGUCUCGAGGGGUCAAGAAGGUCAGGAAGAAGUUGGAUUCUGUUGCCAGCAAUCACAGGCAGUUUGGUUUUAGUGUUGAUCAUCAGCCUAUAAGGAGGAGAAGAGAGGAGACAUGUUCUUACGUGUAUGCAGGUACUAUUAUUGGGAGAGAGAAUGAUGUAGAAAACAUUGUACAUAUGUUGCAAGGGAAUGUCCAAGGGGAUGUAUCAUUUCUUACAAUUGUCGGGAUUGGGGGGCUGGGCAAAACAGCUCUUGCUCAGCAUGUUUUUAAUGAUGAAAGGAUCAAACAGUUGGAUACAGCAGAAAUUCUUGAUAAAAUUCUGGCUUCUGCCACUGGUCAGAAGGAUGAAAGAUCCACCAUGGAUUGGGUGCAAAGCCAAAAUUUGAUCGGAGGUCAUAAAGGAAGCUGGAUAGUGGUUACAAUACGAUCCCGUGAAACACCAAGAAUCAUAGGAAAUGGUCUAAUAUAUGAGUUGCAAGGCUUGUCUAAAAAGAAUUCAUGGUGUUUGUUUCAAAAGGCGGCAUUUGAAUUAGAACAGCCAAACUCUAAAGAUGACUUGAUUGAAGUUGGGAGAGAGAUUGUCAAAAGAUGUGCCAGAGUCCCUCUUGCUAUAAGAGGGGUCGGAAGUCUUUUGUAUGGUCAAGACAAGAACAAGUGGCUAUCAUUUAUGGAGAUUGGAUUUGCUAAUGUCAGAGAGAGCCAUAAUGAUAUCAUGCCUAUACUGAAGCUUAGCUACCAUCAUCUUGAAUCUCCAUUAAAGAGUUGCUUCAGCUAUUGUGCAUUGUUUCCCAGGGAUUUUGAGAUACAGAAGGAGAUGAUGAAUAGCCUUUGGAUGGCACAGGGCUACAUUGUUCCAUUAGAUGAAGGUCAAAGCAUGGAAGAUGCCGCAGAAGAAUAA
Messenger RNA from Chenopodium quinoa (quinoa), 1167 nucleotides. RefSeq names its product putative disease resistance protein RGA3. Gene Ontology annotation, molecular function: ADP binding. Gene Ontology annotation, biological process: defense response to other organism. The record is from RefSeq and is a predicted model, not a curated record. The coding region runs from base 1 to 1167 and encodes 388 amino acids. The transcript has 4 exons. NCBI's taxonomy places the organism in Eukaryota, Viridiplantae, Streptophyta, Magnoliopsida, Caryophyllales, Amaranthaceae.